GUGAAAGGAAAGGGUCAGAGUGGCAUCCUUUGGGUUUGUGCCGGAAAAUGUUGCUGAACACCAAGCCUUUCAAGAUGGUCCUCCUAAGCAUCCUUAGAAUCCUUCUUCUUUGGGGACUGGUGUUUUUUAUGGAACACGGGGUCCAAAUGACACAGGUAGGGCAGCCUUCUGUUGCCCUCCUGCCUGAGGCCCCUACCUUGCCCCUGAUUCAGGAGCUGCUAGAAGAAGCCCCUGGCAAGCAGCAGAGGAAACCACGGGUCCUAGGGCCUCCCUUGCGGUAUAUGCUGGAGUUGUACCAGCAUUCAGCUGAUGAGAGCGGGCACCCUAGGGAGAACCGCACCAUUGGGGCCACCAUGGUGAGGCUGGUGAGGCCGUUGGGUAAUGUAGCAAGACCUCUCAGAGGCCCCUGGCACAAACAGACCCUGGACUUUCCUCUGAGACCAAACUGGGUAGCAUACCAACUAGUCAGAGCCACUGUGGUUUACCGCCAUCAACUUCACCUAGCUCACUCCCACCUCUCCUGCCAUGUGGAGCCCUGGGUCCAGAAAAGCCCAACCGAUCACUUUCCUUCUUCAGGAAGUGGCUCCUCAAAGCCUUCCCUACUGCCCGAAGCUUGGACAGAGAUGGAUAUCACGCAACAUGUUGGGCAAAAUCUCUGGAAUCACAAGGGGCGCAGGGUUCUACGACUCCGCUUCCUGUGUCAGCAGCCAAGAGGUAGUGAGGUUCUUGAGUUCCGGUGGCAUGGCACUUCAUCCUUGGACACUGCUUUCUUGUUACUCUAUUUCAAUGACACUCAGAGUGUUCAGAAGGCCAAACUUCUCCCAAGAGGCCUGGAAGAGUUUACGGAAAUAGAUCCUUCUCUUCUCUUGCGGAGGGCUCGUCAAGCAGGCAGUAUCGCAUCUGAGGUUCCUGGCCGCUCCAGGGAGCGUGAUGGGCCUGAAAGUAACCAGUGUUCCCUCCACCCUUUCCAAGUCAGCUUCCGGCAGCUGGGCUGGGAUCACUGGAUCAUUGCUCCCCAUCUCUAUACUCCAAACUAUUGUAAGGGAGUCUGCCCUCGGGUACUACACUAUGGUCUCAAUUCUCCCAAUCAUGCCAUUAUCCAGAACCUUGUCAAUGAGCUGGUGGACCAGAGCAUCCCUCAGCCCUCCUGUGUCCCUUAUAAGUAUGUUCCCAUUAGCAUUCUUCUGAUUGAAGCAAAUGGGAGUAUCCUGUACAAGGAAUAUGAGGAUAUGAUUGCCCAGUCCUGCACGUGCAGGUGAUAGCAAAAGUACAGCUAGCUCAGGUUUGCCUGAGAA
Lipotes vexillifer (Yangtze River dolphin) is the source of this 1295-nucleotide messenger RNA. RefSeq names its product bone morphogenetic protein 15 (gene BMP15). The record is from RefSeq and is a predicted model, not a curated record. Bases 48 to 1259 code for a protein of 403 amino acids. The transcript has 2 exons. Gene Ontology annotation, cellular component: extracellular region. Lineage: Eukaryota; Metazoa; Chordata; Mammalia; Artiodactyla; Lipotidae. Gene Ontology annotation, molecular function: cytokine activity; growth factor activity.